This is a messenger RNA of Juglans microcarpa x Juglans regia, 5534 nucleotides long. Its product is annotated as nuclear pore complex protein NUP214. The record is from RefSeq and is a predicted model, not a curated record. Lineage: Eukaryota; Viridiplantae; Streptophyta; Magnoliopsida; Fagales; Juglandaceae. Bases 52 to 5325 code for a protein of 1757 amino acids. Gene Ontology annotation, biological process: RNA export from nucleus. Gene Ontology annotation, molecular function: structural constituent of nuclear pore. The transcript is spliced from 17 exons.
CUCUCUCUCUCUCUCCCCGUGUUUCUGCUCACAGCUAGGGUUCAUCUUACAAUGGCUAACAGUAGCAAUAAUAAUAAAGUGAAAGUAGUAGAAUUAGACGACGAGAUUGAGGGAGGACAUGUGGACACCACCGACUACUACUUCGACAAGGUCGGUGAGCCCGUGCCGAUCAAACUGCAGGACUCCAAUUUCGAUGCGGGAAGCCCUCCCUCUCAGCCCCUCGCGAUCUCCGAAAUCCACGGCCUUAUCGUCGUCGCCCAUUCCGGUGGAUUUUGUGUUGCUAGGACGAAGGAUGUCAUUGCUUCGGCCAAGGAUAUAAAAGAGAAGGGAAGUGGUCCUUCUAUUCAGGAGCUAAGUGUUGUAGAUGUUCCCAUCGGCAAGGUUCACAUCUUGGCUAUCUCCACCGACAAUUCUACCCUCGCUGCUGCUAUUGCUUCAGAUGUCCAUUUUUUUCCCCUUAACUCCCUUCUCAAUAAGGAAUCUAAACCAUCCUUCUCCUGUUCACUAAAUCAAUCAAGCUUUGUUAGUGACCUACGAUGGAGAAAAAAGGCAGAAAAUUCUUUUGUUGUUCUUUCAAAUUCUGGAAACCUAUAUCAUGGAGCGGUUGAUGGGCCACUUAAGGAUUUGAUGGACGAUGUUGAUGCUGUUGAAUGGAGUGUAAAAGGCAAAUUUGUUGCUGUGGCAAGAAAAAAAGUCCUUUACAUUCUGUCUUCAAGAUUCAAGGAGCGGUUGUGCAUGCCACUGUCAUGGAAAAAAGGGUUUGGUGAUUCUGAAGUAAACUGCAGCAUAAAAGUGGAUUCUAUCAAGUGGGUGCGUCCUGAUUGCAUUAUUCUAGGAUGCUUUCAACUUGCUGCAGAUGGGAAAGUGAAAAAUUACCUUGUCCAAGUUAUCAGAAGCAAAGACGGCAAAAUUACUGAUGGCUCUGUCAAGCCUGUUGUGCUAUCCUUUUAUGAUUUGUUUCUAGGUUUUAUUGACGACAUAUUGCCCUUUGGAAGUGGACCACUUUUGUUCUUGAGCUAUUUAGAACAAUGCGAGCUAGCAAUUACUGCCAACAGGAAUAAUACAGAUAGGCAUAUUGUGUUGCUUGGUUGGUCACUAGCUGAUGAGAUAAAUGAAGUUGCAGUUGUCGAUAUUGAGCGAGAAAAGUGGCUACCAAGGAUUGAGCUUCAAGAAAAUGAUGAUGAUAAUUUGAUCCUGGGCCUUUGUGUUGACAAAACUUCACCCUAUGAGAAAGUCAAAAUCCAACUUGGAAUUGAGGAACAUAGAGAGCUCUCACCGUAUUGCAUUCUUCUGUGCCUUACUCUGGAAGGAAAGCUUGCCAUGUUCCAUGUGGCCAGUGUUGGAGGUACUUCUGUUCCACCAGUGGUUACUUCUGCUCCUUCUGAUGAGGAAGAGGAGGAAGAGGAUACUCAUGCAGUGAUACCUGUAGAAUGUCAUCUAUCCAAACCUUUACUCGGACUGGAUAAACAGGAAUUUGAGCAGGUCCCUUCGGGAAUUCAAUUCCAGGAUGUGAACAAAAAGGAACUUAACACCAAAGAAGAUGGCAAGAUUAAUAAGAAAAGUUUUUUAAAGCCCUUUGAUGUGAGCAAGAGUUCAGUGUCUCCAGUUGUUGCUAGUCCCGUAUCGCUUAGAGAGAGUAAUUCCAAAAACUGGAAAGGCGAGUCCCAGUCAAAUUCAGAAUCAUUUGAAACUGAUAAGCAACACACCAUACCAGACACAAAGUGGUACCAGGACACAGAUGGUCAACAAGUACAGCCUUUCAGGCAGCAAAGCCCUGAAUUUGACCAAUCAAAUUUUAAAGCUUCUUCUAACACAGUUAAAGACUUGAGCAAGAUGGGAACUCAGGAAAUUGCAGAUCUCAAAUCUAGCACUUCUGUUGAAGGAAGAAGUUCAGCUGAUAUCCUUGGUCAGUCAAAUCAUAAGAAUUUAUUAAAUAAUGUUGGGAUGGGUAAGGAAUCCAUGGGAAAUAUUGGAACGGCUAGCUUACAGAGUGCUUCACCUCAUUCAUGGACAAAUGGAAAAUUCAUAUAUCCAAGAGACAAUAGUGCAAGAUCUGAGUUUUCAUUUUCAGGAUCUAUUCAAGGCAAUCAAACUGAAAACUCUGGCAUUAGUUUUGGUGCUGCAAAUGUUUCUGGUGGCCUAGCUGUAAAAGCUUUUCAUUUAAAGGAUUCCAGCAGUACAUCAAUGUCAGUCAAUUUUACUGGCAGACCAGCUCAGGGUGGGGGACAGAGAACUUCAACAGGGGCGCAAAAUGUUGAAUCAUUGCCUUCCUUCGGUAGCUCACAAAUGUCAGUGCAGGAAAACUUUGCUGCAGGAAAGUCCCUCAACCAUAAGCUUCAACCUUCCAAGAAAGAUAACAAAUUUCCCCCCCUGUCAGGCAUGCUGAACUCUGAACCAAACUUAUCAAAGCAAUUUGGAAAUAUAAAUGGGAUGACCAAAGAGCUGGAUGCACUUUUGGAAUCUAUAGAAGUAGAGGGCGGUUUCAGGGAUGCCUGCACCAUUUAUCAGAACAGUUCAGUUGAAGCAUUGGAGCAAGGAAUGAGUACCCUUUCUGACCAAUGUAGAACAUGGAAGGGCAUUGUCAAGGAGCGACUUGGAAAGGUCCAGCAUCUUCUUGAUAAAACUGUUCAAGUUUCAGCAAGGAAAAUGUACAUGGAAGGCAUUGUUAAACAAGCUUCUGAUAGCCGAUAUUGGGACCUAUGGAAUCGCCAGAAGUUGAGUUCUGAACUUGAGCUGAAGCGGCGGCAUAUACAACAAAUGAAUCAGGAUUUGACCAAUCAAUUAAUUGAAUUGGAAAGGCAUUUCAACGGCCUGGAACUCAAUAAAUUUGGUGCAAAUGCUGGAGCUCAUGUGGCUCAGACAGCUUUCCAGAGUAGAUUUAGGCCUUCAAGGCAUAUUCAGUCCUUGCAUACUUUACAUAGCACAACGAGUUCACUAUCAGCAGCUGCUGAACAACUUUCUGAAUAUCUCUCAAAACAAAUGGCGGUUCUGAGUAUAGAGUCACAAGUAAAACAACAGAAUAUAAAAAAAGAGUUAUUUGAAACAGUAGGGAUCCCUUAUGAUGCCUCUUUCAGCUCUCCAGAUGCAACCAAAGUUAGCGAUUCCCCUUCAAGGGAGAAACUCUUCUCUUUAGGUUCUACUGCUGCUAAAGAUCGGUCCAAAAGAAACCAAUUGAGUUCCAUGAAGUGUUCUGAACCAGAAACGGCAACGAGGAGGAGAGACCCAUUACAUCAGAGUUGGACUGCUUUUGAGCCUUCAAGAACUACUGUUGAAAGGAUCCUUUUGGAUGAGACCCAGAAGACAAGUGUGACUGGGUCAUCCUAUUCUAUGGAUAAGCAGCAGUUUAGCCCUCGCCUUCCAGAAAGUUCUGCAAUUGCUCAUCACACUGACCUCUCAACCUUCUUUUAUCCAUCUGAAUACAACGCAGGCAUGCAGGAUACAUCAACCAAAAACACCUCGAAGAACCCAAUCCAAUUUUUAUGGGCAAAUAAGCUUCCGGGAUCAUCGCAAACUUUUGGGCAAAAGUCUCCUACACUGCAACGGGACAAUGCUACAGCAUUGUCAUCUCAGCCAUCCUCCCAAUUUUCACCUAUACUUGCAAAAGGUCAUACAAGGGAAGGUUUUGACAUGGCUACAGAAAAUUCCUUCAAUGGUUCAGUUCCAGUAAAUGAUGCCAAGCCAAUGCUGCAGUCGAAUACUAACCAAAAUCAGAAGCCGUCCAUAUCCACUAUGUUACCCACACAAACAGUGUCAUCGCUGAAGACAUCCAAUGAGAUGUCUAAUUCAAGUACAAAAAGUUCACCCCUAGAAUCAAGGAAAAUGUCGGACACUUCAUUCUCUUCCAUAUUUAAUAUUUCUGCAGUUCCCAGCCUAACUGGAAAAUAUCAUCUUGAUGUUCCAGUGGGAAAUAGCCAGCCUGGUGACAAUGAGUUAGCUUCUAUGUUUUCACCACUUUCAGCUCCAUUAUUUCCAAUGAUCAAUCCAAUGACAGCUUCUCUCUCUUCAUCAUCUACUCCAACAACUGUGCAAACCUUGUCAUCUUCAAUUCCCCCAAGUAGAUCUUUCACCACUUUUAAUGCUAGUACAGAUGCUAAUCAAAAGGUCUCAACAUUGACUUUCCCUUCUCUAAGUGCCCCUUCCUCUGGUUCCUUCUCCUUGCAAGCUUCCAAAAUGCCAGUGCCCUCAUGUACUUCUGCAACCUCUGAGUCUCCUAGAAUAGAGCUCCAACCUCCUAUGGGCAAAUUGAAUGUGACAACAGAUAUGGAUGCUAGAAAACAAGCACCACCUCUGCAGCCCGUGCCUCCGAAUGAUGAUGUCAAAUUGAGGCUUGAACCUUCGAUAACAGCUGGCCAUACAAUUGAAAUUUCAACUGGUCCAUCAUCUGGAAGCCAGCCCUGUUUCAGCAACAUGGCAAGUCGUGCACCUAAUGUGACACUGAAUGCUCAACCAGAACAGCCAUCUGCUGCACGUAUUCUGUUUCCAACGCCUCCCCCCACUUCUGGGAGUGGAACUAGUGAAAAGAUUGAAAGCUCGGAUGUUGCAGUAACAGAAGAGGAUGAGAUGGAAGAGGAGGCUCCUGACACCAGUAACACUGCCGAACUUACUUUGGGAAGCCUUGGCGGAUUUGGGAUUGGCUCCACCCCUGUUCCAACUGCUCCUAAGUUAAAUCCAUUUGGUGGUUCAUUCGGUAAUGCAGCAUCAAGUCCAUUGAGCUCAGAAUUUAACAUGACGGUUCCUAGUGGAGAGUUGUUUCGCCCUGCAUCCUUUAACUUCCAAUCUCCUCAGUCUUCACAACCAUCUCAACCAACAAAUUCAAGUGCAUUCUCUGGUGGCUUCAGUGCUGGAACGACUGCUCAGGCUCAAUCUCAAACUGGGUUUGGCCAGCCGACACAGAUUGGAUCAGGGCAGCAAGCACUGGGAUCAGUUCUUGGUGCUUUUGGUCAGUCAAGGCAGCUUGGUACUGGUCUACCGGGAAUAGGUUUUGCGACUCCCAGUGGUUUUGGUGGCGGCUCUAGCUCGACUGGUGGGUUUUCAAGUGCAACUUCUGGUGGUGGAUUUGCUGGUUUGGCUUCAGGUAGUGGCGGGUUUGCUGGUGUGGCUCCUGGGGCAGGGGCAUUUUCAGGUGUAGCUUCGGCUGGUGGUGGGUUUGCUGGUGCUGCCUCAGUUGGUGGUUUUGGACCUGUUUCUAGUGGUGGAUUCCCUGCGGCAGGUAGCGUGUUUGGGGCUUUCAACAGCCAACAAGGUGGUGGUGGUUUCUCUGCAUUUAGUACUAGCACUGGAGGAACUGGGAAGCCUUCUGAGCUCAUCACACGGAUGAGAAAAUAGUUUUAUCGUGGUAUGGAUAAAGGCUCGUAGGAAAUUUAAUUUGAUCACAAAAGUUAAGAGUCUAAAAUGGUUAACGAGACUUUUUGGGCAAAAUAGGCUGUUCUCUCUUAUCCAAUAGGUUCAAGCCUUUUUUCCCACAUUUAUUUAGUGGCAAAUCAAGUCAGUAUCAUUGAUCCAAAAAGAAAUCAAAUUAGUAUCGUUGGUCUGAA